Molecule: messenger RNA, 1773 nt
Organism: Lathyrus oleraceus (garden pea)
Lineage: Eukaryota; Viridiplantae; Streptophyta; Magnoliopsida; Fabales; Fabaceae
Exons: 1
Coding region: 1-1773 (590 amino acids)
Source: RefSeq, a predicted model, not a curated record
AUGGUCUUGAUUUUUUUUCUAGAUUAUGCAUACACCAAAGGAAAUCCCCGAGGGAAAGAGAUUUUGUGUCCUUGUGCGAAUUGUUACAAUACUAAUUGGCUUACAAGGAAUGAAGUACGAAAUCAUUUAAUUACAUUUGGAUUUCAAAAAGGAUAUGAUGUUUGGGUUCGACAUGGUGAGAAGAAACUAAAACCCGGUGAUCUUAAUGAUAAUUAUAUGAAUCAUGAAAAGGAUCAAAUCGAUGAUAUUUAUGGACUAUUGCAUGGAAGAUUUAGAGAUGUUGUACAAGAAGAAAAUGAAGUAAAUGUAGGCCUCAAUGAAGAUGCAAAAAAGUUCUAUAAUCUAGUCGAAGAAGCCAAACAAGAUUUGUAUCCGGGUUGUAAAAACUUCUCUAAAUUGUCGUUCACCGUCCGUCUUUAUUUACUGAAAUGUCUUUAUGGUUGGAGCAACAUAUCAUUCAAUGCUCUCUUAGAGUUGUUAAGAGAAGCUAUGCCUUCAUUGAACAUCCCUGAUACGUUCAGCAAAACCAAAGGUCUGAUAAGGGACUUAGGGUUGGAUUAUAAGAAGAUCGAUGCUUGCCCUAAUGAUUGCAUGAUAUAUUGGAAAAAUCAUGAGAAUGAUACUUCUUGCCAUGUUUGGGGUGCUCCACGGUGGAAUGAAGAUGUAAAAGGAGAUGAUAAAGUUGAAAAAAGUCAUAAGUCUCAUAAAGUUCCUUUGAAAGUUUUAAGGCAUUUUCCCUUGAUUCCAAGACUUCAAAGACUGUUUAUGUGUUCAAAGACUGCUAGCUCAUUAAGGUGGCAUGAUGAAGAACGUUCGAAAGAUGGGAAGUUGAGGCAUCCUGCAGACGGAGAAGCAUGGAAAGAAUUUGAUAAAUGUCAUUCUGAAUUUGCUGAUGAGCCGCGUAAUAUAAGACUUGGGUUGGCCAGUGACGGAUUUAAUCCAUUUAGAACCAUGAAUUUGUCUCAUAGUACUUGGCCUGUGGUAUUAAUACCAUAUAACUUUCCACCUUGGUGGUGCAUGAAGGCUGAGUAUUCUAUGUUGUCUUUAUUAAUCCCUGGACCACGUUCACCUGGGAAUAACAUUGAUGUGUACCUUCAACCAUUGAUAGAAGAAUUGAAAGUGUUAUGGGAUUUGGGUGUAGAAACAUAUGAUGUAUCACUAAAUCAAACUUUCCAAAUGCGGGCAUCUCUCUUAUGGACUAUUAGUGACUUUCCUGGGUAUGCUAUGUUGAGUGGGUGGAGUACAAAAGGGAAACUAGCAUGUCCUUGUUGUAAUUAUAACACUAAUUCAAUAUAUUUGAAUAAUAGUAAAAAAAUGUGUUAUAUGGAUCAUCGUGUUUUUUUGCCCGAGGAUCAUAAAUAUAGGUCAAAUGUUAGGAAUUUCAAUGGGAGCAUAGAAGAUAGACCACCACCAGAGUUGUUAACUUGGGAACAAAUCUCAAAUAAACUAAAGGACGUCAACAAUGAUUUUGGCAGGUUGCAAAAUAAAAGUAAUAAUGGUCCAUGGAAGAAAAAAUCAAUAUUUUUUGAGUUACCAUAUUGGAAGCAUAAUACUUUACGCCACAAACUUGAUGUGAUGCAUAUAGAGAAAAACAUAUUUGAUAGUAUAAUUGGGACUUUAUUGGAUAUCCCAGUAAAGACAAAAGAUCAUAAAAAUGCACGUUUAGACUUGAAAGAGAUGGGUAUUAAAAAGAAACUUCACCCCAAAGAGGUAGAUCAAGGAAAAAAGUCAUUGUUUGCAAAAGCAUGCUUUUCCAUGACUGCAAAGGAAUAA